AUGGAUGGUAAUAUCUCACUAGAGCAGCCGGUUAAUGCAAGAGUUGCACGUCGGAACCGGACUAGACUUGCCUGCGCACCAUGCAAGAUUCGCAAACGAAAAUGCGAUGGAGGAAAUCCGUGUGCUGCCUGCACUCGAUAUGACUAUCAGUGUUAUUAUGAUAAACCAGCUCGGCCUAGAAAAGCAGUAGCAGCAUUAUUGCGGCAACAUCAGAAUCGAUAUCACCAGGCUAGUGACCAAGGUAACCAGGGCACGUCGCCUCAAGAAUUGCUGUCGCGGUCUCCUCGUAACAAUGGGAUUAAUGCCAACAAUCAUAAUGAGGAUAAUAAUCAUGGCAAUGAUAAUCCGACUCCCUCAGCUUCUAGCGAGCGGUACAUGGAAGCCAACUCGGGUGUCCUCUUUCCGCGUACUCUCGGCCUGAAGUUCAACUCCAGAAACAACACACAAAGGGGAGAGUGCCCAGGAUGGAAUUUGGGCAUCCGCCAUAACCCCCGGCGCUCGGAGAAGAGUAUCAACUGGAUUCUAGCCCAUAGUGCCUGGAAGGAGCUAUGCAAUGUAUACGCAAAACAAGUCCAUCCGAUCUACGGUUUUCUAGAUCUACAGUCGUUGUAUGCGACUGCCCAGCGACGAUGGGAAGACCCCCAUGUAACCAAUGAAUACGAUAGUGUGUUAUGUGGUGUUGCGGCAUUGGGCUCCUUAUUUUCACCUCAAGCAAAUUGGGAGCUGGAGCGCCAUCUUGUAGAAUGCGCCAAAGAGAUCCUUGAAACCUCCGGUACCAUCGCCAAUCCGUCCCUUCAAGACGCGACAGGUUGGCUUCUGCGUACAUUGUACUUGCGGUGUAGUAGUUCACCCCACGCCGCAUGGAUGACAAGCUGCAUUUCGCUUCAUAUUGCUGAAGCAAUGGGCUUACAUCAGGAAUCUGCGACUGGUACCGUGUCAUUGGUUUACGCUGACACCGCAACUCCCCCAUCAGCUGGACUAGGGCAGAAGGAGACUGAGACAAAGAGACGGAUCUUUUGGAUUGCAAAACUCUUGAAUACAUGGAUCUCUUUCGAAUAUGGAAGAUCAAGAAUCAUUCUUCAAGGGGAGUCCAGCCCUGUCCCUAAAUCGGAUGACCAGGAGGACGACUAUACUUCUUCCCUGAUCUCUUUGUUCCAAAUUUCAGAAAAUCUGGAUCCAAAUAAAGACAUACCAGUUACAAUUCUGGAAAGCAACCUGGAACAAUUGGAAAACUAUGAUUUCAAAAUUGAUGCGUUGACUCUUUCUCAAAGCGUCUUAGCAUUUACAAUCUACCGACGAAUUCAGCUUCUUGGUUUGAGUGUCAAUAAAACAGUAAUUGAGCGCGUGAUAAACCUUGGACGUCGAGGCCUGGAGGCCACUCGCCGAUGUAUUGAUACCAAUCGUCCCUGGUGGCAUGUAAACAACGUGCCCUUUCAAUUUACUUGUAUUCUGUUGGCGAUCGACAGCCCAGAAUCCCUAGUCCACGUUCGCGAUUCAAUUACAGUUUUGAAAAAGGCUGCUGUUCAUUUUGGAACUCUAAAGUCUCGCCAAGCAUUUGAGACAAUUGACUUAUUAGUCCAACAAUCUUUAAAUCGAAAGGAACAGGACGCUAAUGUUCUGAGAAGAUCUCUUCUUGAAAGCGAAACUUUUGAGCCGGAACAAUCGCAGCAGCAGAUCGUUGUACAGCAGCCAGGAACUGCUACAGAUAAUAAUAAUAACAAUGGGACGUCAAAUUGGCAAAAUGGUGGUAAUAACGGUUUUGUUAAUCUAUCUGAUUUAGCAAACCCGGUGGACUGGGAGAUCUUUGUACGGGAUCUGGAUUUUUCAGCAGCAUUCUUUUAGGCCAUAACUAUUCUAUAGUACGAUAUCGGCCAAACUAGGUAGUAAAUAUUUGUUUUCCAUACUUUAAACAAUGAGUGGUUCGGCAAAGCACUAUGUACAUUUUAAUUAUAUCCAGUGGAAACUCUUAUGAAUUCAACAUGGUCUGUUUUAGGCUUAUCGUAUGGGUUUUCCACAGCUUUCGUCCUGCCAAUCCUGAGCUUGGGCAGCAACUUGUUUGCUUUGUUGGAGUUCAUGCCAUGGAUUUUGUGAUAUUGCCCUGAUGCAAGAAAAUUUUUGGGAAGAUAUCAUCAGUAAAUGAUAUUCUUCUUCUAAAAGAUGUCUCCCGCCCACUUACAAGAGCAAUC
Molecule: messenger RNA, 2186 nt
Organism: Talaromyces proteolyticus
Lineage: Eukaryota; Fungi; Ascomycota; Eurotiomycetes; Eurotiales; Trichocomaceae
Exons: 1
Coding region: 1-1842 (613 amino acids)
Biological process (GO): regulation of DNA-templated transcription; DNA-templated transcription; response to xenobiotic stimulus
Molecular function (GO): zinc ion binding; DNA binding; DNA-binding transcription factor activity, RNA polymerase II-specific
Source: RefSeq, a predicted model, not a curated record